Homo sapiens (human) is the source of this 4437-nucleotide messenger RNA. It is a transcript of the gene ADSS2, whose product is annotated as adenylosuccinate synthase 2. Lineage: Eukaryota; Metazoa; Chordata; Mammalia; Primates; Hominidae. Gene Ontology annotation, cellular component: cytoplasm; mitochondrion. The transcript is spliced from 10 exons. Bases 2515 to 3345 code for a protein of 276 amino acids. Gene Ontology annotation, molecular function: nucleotide binding; GTP binding; adenylosuccinate synthase activity. The record is from RefSeq and is a predicted model, not a curated record. Gene Ontology annotation, biological process: purine nucleotide biosynthetic process; response to ammonium ion; AMP biosynthetic process.
AAUACAAAAAAUACUUACUAAUUUUUUUCUUUUUUAACAGUCUAGGCUGAAAUUUACCUGUUUGAAAAAAAGGUUAGCUAAGCAAAUUUAUAAUACAAGCAGUAUUUCAUAAGACAUCUCUAAUUCUAUUUAAAAAUAAGCCAUAUCAAAAUGCAAAGAACAUUUAUUUGUAUACGUAAUAUUCUUGUAAAAGUAAGUGUACCGUUUUGCAGAUAGAGUGACUCUUUGUGCCUAAAAUGUAGUAGUUAUUGCUUUUUAAGUGAUUCAGAUUUUAUUCAGACUAACCUAAAUUUCAACCACUACCAAUAAAUUUGGGAUUUUCUUCUCUGUUAUUUUUCUCUUUCAGAACCAAUGGAGUUGUUAAUUAGCAGUGACAUGAUUUAAGAGACAAUAACCAGAAAAGAAAUAAGUAAAAACCACGUAGGAAACUUCUCUGUGAUUGAUCUGCACUCUUAAAUUGUAUUUAAGUAUGCGUGUGUCCUGUGGCAGUAGCUGCUCUAGUUUUAACACUGGCCUCUAUUUAAAAGGCAGCCUCAUCAAGAUACUUACAGUAUUUCUCAGCCAAGCACAGAAAUCAAAUAACGGUCCCUCCAGAUAACAGCCACAGACUUGAAUCCUAUGUAUAAUCUUAGUAACCCAAUAAAAUAACUUAUUUGAAGUAAACUCUAUUGGAUUAACAUACAGUUUCUAUAUGAAACUGGCCUCUUCAUUACAUUGUUUGCCACAGGCUUCUUAAUCUGUAAAGUCUGAAAAGAACAAUUUUUUGUUUUUACUGAAAAACAGUUUUAUGUUAAUAUUUGUUGUCCUGUAUGUUGUCUAUUAGUAGACUGGUUAUCCUUGAAAACAAAGACUUUGAUAGCUGUUUGUUAGUGUAAGUGGAUAAAAUGUGGAAUACUUCUGUAUUUAACAUAAAGUAAGCUUGUGAGUAGUUUAUAUUUCACCUGAUUAUACUUAAACUAUGAAAAUAUUAUCAGUAAAACUUUUAUUUAAAAGACACCUUAUUUCCAGAAUUAUUAAUGGCAUAGAUGCAUAACCAAGACAAAAAACAAAGGAAACAAAGAAGCUUUGCAGUCCCAAAUGAUAACAUGCAAUUUGGAUAAGGACAAAAGGGUUUUGUUUUGGUUUUCAGAAGAAGGAGGUUGUCAUUUUUGUUGCCUAUUUUAAGCUUCUGAUUUUAAAAAUAUUUAUAUUUUGUUUGUUAGCUUAUCUUAGAACUUGAAUUUUAAACUUAUAUAUCACUAUUGUGCUAUAAUAUAGGAAGCAAUAGAGUAUUACUAAUAUUCUUUUUUUUUUAGACAGAGUCUCACUUUGUCACCCAGGCUGGAGUGCAGUGGGGUGAUCUCAGCUCACUGCAACCUCUGCCUCCCGGGUUCAAGUGAUUCUUCUGCCUCAGCCUCCUGAGUAUCUGGGAUUACAGGUGUGCUACCAUGCCCAGCUAAUUUUUGUAUUUUUAGUGGAGACAGGGUUUCACUUGUUGGUCAGGCUGGUCUUGAACUCCUGACCUUAGGUGACCUGCCUACCUUGGCCGCCCAAAGUGCUGGGAUUACAGGCGUGAGCCACUGCAUCCGGCCCAACUAAUAUUCUUUCUUACUGGCAGUCUCCUAGUUAUAUAAGGAAAAAUAUGUUUUUGUGAAGUACUUUUGUAGCAUUUUUGUUUGCUUACACUUACUACUCAUUAGCUUUAUUUAUUCUGUUACCAAUAGUCAUCUUUAUCUUCUUUUACCUUCAUGAUUUUAUGUGUAGCUUUUUGGUAUCCAUUGUUCCUGUUGUGGAUAAAGCAAGGCGCUGCAUUAGAUAAUGAAAACCACUGCUUAUCUUCAGAACUUUCCAAUGGCUUUUUGUUAUGUUGUCUGCUCUGUGAAAUUCAGUAUCUUAAUCAGCAUACCGCAAUUUAGGAUUGCAAAACAGAAUAAUCCCUAACACCUGCCGUUUGAAUAACGUAUAGCAUCAGUGUAUAUAAUCAGAUAAUUGGGCUAUGUGCAGAUAUAAAUAUACGCUGAUGAUAUCAGCCUGUUGGAAAGAGGUUAGUGUUAAGAGACAUAUCCCUGUUCCUGUCUGGAUUCUCCAUCUUCCUUCUUCAUUGCAAUUGCUUUGGGUCUGUCACUUAACAGUUCCAUCCUUGGUACAACAUAGAGGUUAAGCAAGUUACUUAAUUACUUUAGACCACCAAAACAAAACAACAAAGUAGUAAUGGGAAGGGGUCAAAAGGCCUAGAGUAAAAGGAAAGUAAUGUGGUUUAACCAUAAUAAAUGUAAAUGAAUAUUAUUAUUUUAUUUAUAGUUAUAUUUCUUUAAUUAUUUUUUCCCAUAAGUGUAUGACCUUAAAGGAAAGUAUUUCUGACAGAGGACUGAGCCUGUAGAAGAUAAGCGCAGACUGAAAUUAUUUGAUUUUCAUCAAGCAGCUGAUGGUAUCCAGGAACAACAGAGACAAGAACAAGCAGGAAAAAAUUUGGGUACAACAAAAAAGGGCAUUGGCCCAGUUUAUUCGUCCAAAGCUGCUCGGAGUGGACUCAGGAUGUGCGACCUUGUUUCUGACUUUGAUGGCUUCUCUGAGAGGUUUAAAGUUCUAGCUAACCAAUACAAAUCUAUAUACCCCACUUUGGAAAUAGACAUUGAAGGUGAAUUACAAAAACUCAAGGGUUAUAUGGAAAAGAUUAAACCAAUGGUGAGAGAUGGAGUUUAUUUUCUAUAUGAGGCCCUACAUGGACCACCAAAGAAAAUCUUGGUAGAAGGUGCAAAUGCAGCACUAUUAGAUAUUGAUUUUGGGACUUACCCUUUUGUAACCUCUUCAAAUUGUACUGUUGGAGGUGUUUGUACUGGUUUGGGUAUGCCACCUCAAAAUGUUGGAGAAGUGUAUGGAGUUGUGAAAGCUUAUACAACUAGAGUUGGUAUUGGUGCCUUUCCUACAGAGCAAGACAAUGAAAUUGGAGAAUUAUUACAAACAAGGGGUAGAGAGUUUGGUGUAACUACUGGAAGGAAAAGAAGAUGUGGCUGGUUGGACCUCGUUUUGCUCAAAUAUGCUCAUAUGAUCAAUGGAUUUACUGCGUUGGCACUUACCAAGUUGGAUAUUUUGGACAUGUUUACGGAAAUCAAAGUUGGAGUUGCUUACAAGUUAGAUGGUGAAAUCAUACCUCAUAUCCCAGCAAACCAAGAAGUCUUAAAUAAAGUUGAAGUUCAAUAUAAGACUCUCCCAGGAUGGAACACAGACAUAUCAAAUGCAAGGGCGUUUAAAGAACUACCUGUUAAUGCACAAAACUAUGUUCGAUUUAUUGAAGAUGAGCUUCAAAUUCCAGUUAAGUGGAUUGGUGUUGGUAAAUCCAGAGAAUCUAUGAUUCAACUCUUUUAAUGAUUGCCAGUAAUGCAAGAAACACUCCUUGAGAGGGAGGGGAAAAGACUUUCUUAAAUAUUUCAUUUAUGACCUGCAAAUUCAAGAAUAAAGACACUGAAGUAAGUUUGAAGCCCUACAGUUGUUUCCAGUCUUUUCAGAUGGAUGCCUACUGUGGAGAUUAACUUUGGCAUAUUCCAGUGUCAGCUUUCUUUAGCUGGAAUUGCCAAAUCAUUUGUUGCUCCUGCUGCUCUCAUGGUGCCACGUUUUUUUUUUCAAUGUUUAGUAAUAGUAUAAUCCAUGUUGUUUGAUAUCAAAAGUAGAAUUACUUUUAAUGUAGUUUUUCUUCAUUAUUGUCAUUGCGUGUUCUUAAGUUUUACCCCUAUUAGAUGGUAAGAACAAUUAAUGCAGUUUUGCACAAAUAUUUUUACAUUCUGAUCAUUCAGUUCUGUCAUUGUAAUCUUUGUUGUUAGAAACAAAUGAUGAAAACAUAGGGGUUCUGUAAACUUUUGUAAUGCUAUGAAUUCUGUUUAAAUUUUGGGCUGUCUAUUUUCUGCUGAAACCAUGCAAAAUUGAGCUUUGGUGGGGCUGGGAGGGGGUUAUGUAUUCAUGGGACCUUUAAUUUGUACAGAACACAGAACUUAUUUCUGUCAGUUAUUUAAUACAUUGAAAAUUUAGUGAAAUGUUCAAAGAGAAUAGAUGUUUCCCAAAACAACAAUCUUUAUGUUAAAAAUAGUCAUUAAAAGAUCUGUUGUAAUAUAUGGUGGAUAUUUUUCUUUAAUUUCAAACAUUACCUCUGAAAUGUGUAUCUUUUCUUUUUUAUCUUACCAUUAAUUUUAAAUCUAGUGGAUUGGUUUUCAACAUCGUGCCUGCCGAUAUGCCUACAGAAUCAUCUGUAAGUGUCAAAAUGAACCCACGUUGUUAGCCAUAAUUUUGAUUAUGCCUUUAUUUCUCCUUUCUUGAAAAAAAAAAGGUGUUAUUUUGACAAUUAGGCAUAACAUUGUUUUGUAGAUUAUCUUUUAAUGAACUAUUUUAAAUGUUAAAUUAGGUGCCACUUAAAUUUAUUUUAUUACACCAUGAAUAGCUGAUUAAAAGAACCAAAUAUUUCUAGUA